CAUAAAUUGUAGUAUGGGUAGACGAUAAAGGAUAUAAGUAAUAAUUCCAGGACGAUGUGUAAAUACCAGGGAUACAGUGCUUGACAGUGACAGAACCGAGCUAGCGCUGUCACUGACUGGGCAACGUAACGUUAUGUCCCUGACUGGACAUACAGUAGCUAGCUUGAUGCCGUGAACUCUCGUGGAGACAGUGUGUGUGUGUUCAUUGUAUAUAGCUAGCUAACGUUAGUCGUUGGUUUAGCCAGAUACUAUUGACAUGGAUUUCAACGUGAAGAAAUUAGCUUCGGAUGCAGGAAUUUUCUUCACUCGAGCUAUACAGUUCACAGGGGAAAAGUUUGGACAGGUAGAGAAGACUGAGCUGGAUGCCCACUUUGAAAAUCUGCUCAGCCGUGCUGAUUCCACUAAAAACUGGACAGAGAAAAUCUUCAGGCAGACAGAGGUUCUGCUGCAGCCCAACCCCAUUGACAACACUGGUUCCAGGAUUGAGGAGUUCCUGUAUGAGAAGCUUGACAGAACUGUUCCCUCCAGACCAAAUAAUGAAGAACUGCUGGGUCAUUACAUGCAAGAUGCGGCAAAAGAUUUUGGUCCUGGAACGCCAUAUGGUAGCACCCUGAUCAAAGUAGGCGAUUGUGAGAGGAGACUGGGCAGUGUACAGAGGGAGUUCCUACAGACCUCCGCUAUCGGCUUCCUCACCCCACUCAGGAACUUUCUGGAAGGAGACUGGAGGACCAUCUCAAAAGAGAGGCGUCUCCUGGAGAACCGCAGACUGGACCUGGACUCCUGUAAAGCACGGCUGAAGAAAGCCAAAUUAGCAGAGUCCAAGGCUGCGUGUGAGGGAGAAGCUGUGCCUGAUUUUCAGGAAACCAGGCCCAGAAAUUAUGUCCUCUCUGCCAGUGCAUCUGCGCUCUGGAGCGAGGAGGUGGACAAAGCAGAACAUGAGCUUCGAGUGGCACAGACAGAGUUUGACAGACAGGCAGAGGUCACACGGCUCCUGCUGGAGGGAAUCAGCAGUACACACGUGAACCACCUGCGCUGCCUGCAUGAGUUUGUGGAGGCACAGACAGCCUACUACAAGCAGUGUCACCUGCACAUGCAGGACCUGCAGAAAGAGCUGGACAGUUCCAAUGGAGAUGUGUUUCCCAAUGCGUUUGCUGGUAACCCAGGCCACUCCAUGGCCUCCGGUGGCUCCUCUCCCCUGGACCCUACCAGCGCUGUGGAGACAGACACGCUGAAGAUCGAGGAGGUGCAGGCCCCUGCCACAGGCACACGCAAGGCCAAGGUCCUGUACGACUACGACGCUGCCGACACCAGUGAGCUAUCCCUACUGGCUGACGAGCUAAUCACAGUUUACACAGUGCCAGGCAUGGACUCAGACUGGCUGGUGGGAGAGAGAGGGAACCAGAAAGGGAAGGUGCCUGUCACAUACCUGGAGCUGCUCAGCUAAAGAGAUAAAUUGAAAGACGCACGCUUGCAACAUUGCGCUCACAUGCUGACGUUGACAAAUUCAACCAACCAAACACACCCACAUGCUGUACGCACACGGACCACAUUACAUCAUUGGUGAAUAUGAAGGAAAAUGCACAACAUUGAAUACGGAGGAAUAGUUACCAUGACAACUUGGCCGAAAAUUCUGAAAUGUAAGAUAUUUACUUACUGAAAUGCCCUGUAUUAUUCAGGCUUUGGUGACCUUUGGUGACCUUUCACAGCUGUGGAAAAAGCUUCAUACAGCCUGCCCAGACACUUGCACCUGUUUUAGACAUCUUUCCCAAAUCCAUUACUUUUAUGUAAAACAUUCCAUACACCCUGUGCACCUCUCGUUAGUCCACAUUCCUAUAUUGUCAUUUUCCUGGACACCUCUACCACUACCUGGCACUGAAACAUGAUAUGGCCAUAUGCCCUGCUUAGUGCCUAACCAGAAAUUGAAGCACUCAUACAGCGGCGAUUUGAAGCACUCCUAGUCUUUUACUAACUGCCUUAAAAUAAUGGGAGAGAGGCUGUGUCCAUGUGCUAUAACUCAUAGAAUGUAUUGGACACACCGCAAUGUCCACACUCCAGUUUGCCUGUUUGCUUAGGACACUUCUUUUGAAGAGGACAAGCCAGAUCUAACACAGAACAUACAUUUUGGCAUGCAAAACUGUAACUUGUUAUUAUUGAAGUAUCUGUGGUGAGUUAUAUUCCCAUUUGUGUCCCUUUUUUUACUUUGCUCUUUUUGCUGUUCUGUUUCUUUAACAUGUCCUUGUUCCUUCAGUUGUCUUUGUAUGUUUUUAGUUGAAUUGUUUGAUCCGAUGUUGUCUUUUCUGUGAUAGUCUCAGUGUCUUCAAGACAGGACCUAGGCUGCUACAUGUGCUACUGGCAGGAGUUAGUCAGACUACUCUGUUCAAUGCAAAGCCUCUGUCUUUCUUGUAAUCAGAAUUUUAAUGUCUGUAUAUUUAUUUCUCAUAGACCUUUUAGUACCAAAGCAAACUUAAGUAUACAUGUGUAUGCAUGCACUCUGUCAAGGUUUGUGAUGCUGUGACUGUUUUGCCAUGUCUUGUUUUGACCCUUUUCUGCCUUUACUGUCAAUGUAUUUAUUGUCUGUUCCCAAGCCAUGCUGGGUGAAUGCGUAGGAUGUAAUAAAAAAUAUAUAUAUCUAUAUGCUUUGGACACAAUCUAGUUUGUGUGGUUUGUCAGUUCAGGUUCUUGAUCUAAUAUUCUGGUGUAGCAGUCUGUCGGAUUGGAAGUAAUCAUUAUUUUCUAAAUACAUGUAUUUUUUUCAAAUUCAAACUUUGUCCAUCAUUCUAACUCAUACUGGUAAUUACAACACGCUCUCCUUUUUACAAUAUUUUCUAUGACUACUGCAUCAACAUGUUCAUGCGUAUAAAGUAUUUUAAUCUGG
This is a messenger RNA of Salvelinus fontinalis (brook trout), 2875 nucleotides long. Its product is annotated as endophilin-B2-like. Bases 257 to 1444 code for a protein of 395 amino acids. The record is from RefSeq and is a predicted model, not a curated record. Lineage: Eukaryota; Metazoa; Chordata; Actinopteri; Salmoniformes; Salmonidae. Gene Ontology annotation, biological process: membrane organization. The transcript is spliced from 14 exons. Gene Ontology annotation, molecular function: protein binding. Gene Ontology annotation, cellular component: cytoplasm; membrane.